AUGACAUCCUAUGUGGUGCGCAUCACCGAAACCUGUACGGAUGUGCGGACCAACAGUCUGCCAGCGGACACGCCCACCUUCCGCUUCCGGGAGGUCGACGACUGGGAGAUCUACGUUGGUCCCAGUGCCGGCAUGACGCUGGCGGUCUCCACGUUGUCCAAAGAGGUGGAUCACUGCGAGGUGAUCACCACCUGUUGCGAUGAUCAGUUUUCCCUUUGCUACUCCACUACCUCCACGGAAGAACUUACCGCCAGCGUCUCCCGCACGGACUUCGUGGCAGGUUACUAUAACACGGAAGCUUGGGAUUUGACCGGAAGCGCCACCAUCAGGGUCGAUCACAGCACGGAAUUGACCUGCACAUUGAUCGAGGGGUCAUUGCCCGGAACUCUUCCAACAGGUUGGGGUCAGCAAUUGUGGCUGCAUUGCUUUGCCAAUGGGAUCAAUCCCCUCAGUACGGGGCCCCGGAGCCACUCCGGAGCCAUCGCCGCCAUCGCCCCACGACUUGGGGGGAUGGAAGCGGUGAAGGUGGAUCAAUGA
Messenger RNA from Cladocopium goreaui, 537 nucleotides. The record is from the annotation of a GenBank genome assembly. Lineage: Eukaryota; Dinophyceae; Suessiales; Symbiodiniaceae.